CAAUUCUUCCACCUCCCCAUAAAAGGGCGCCAUUUCCUCAUUUUCUCUCCUCUCUCUAUUUUCAAACAUUCUCAUUUCUAAACUCUCUCUCACUCUCUUCUCUUCUCAAAACCCUAGCUAAUCACCUCCACAAUGCUCCCUCACUCCUACACCCUAGAUUCCGUCACUAAAUCCCAAGAACUCGUCUCCACCAUCCAAUCCGCCACCUCACCUUCCCAAAUAACCACCCUCUGCACCUCCAUCGAAACCUUCCUACACACUCACUCACCCGAUCAAUCCCGUCACUUCUUCUCCCUCGCUUUCCCAGCCCUAAUCUGCAACCUCUUCGGCUUCGAAAACCCACGCGCCGCCUCACCUUCAUCCAACGGUUGGAUCAACAUCCCCGAGCUUCACAAACCCCUCUUCUCUCUCCUCUCCCCCACCGGAACCCUCGCCACCGCCAUCACCGCCGUCGACCGUCUCUCCCUCGUUAAAUAUCUUUUCCCCUCCGAACGUCUUCCUCACUGGUCUCGCUCCCUUUCGGAUAAACACAAUCUCUCCGAUCUUCUUCCAUCAGUCUUCCCAUCUUCAUCUUCCUCUUCACAAAUUCAACUCAAUGUUUUUCAAUACUUCUUUUUCUGGUUCGCUUAUUACCCCGUCUCCAAGGGUAAUUCCGUCAAUCCAACAAAUUCCGAUCAAUCUUCCGUUAAAAUCACCACCGCUGCGAAAUCUAGGUUAGAAAAUUGGACUUCUUCGAUUCCAUUUGUCUCCGCCACAAAACCCCCCGUGUCAAACGAUAGACCUAACUAUGAUUUCUACACGCUUCUUCUCUAUGCGUAUCUUCGUGCAAAUGUUCCUACAUGCGAUUUAGCCUCUCAUCAACCUUACCGGAGCUCUAUUCUUCACUACGGUUCGGGCCACGAUGCAAACUUUGCGGCUCGAGCCGAGUUUGUGGUGAACACACUGAUUCAUUUUUGGCUUGUUGACAAUGAUUUCUCACCGUUUCCGGUGAGUGUAUGUAAAACAAUGGGUGUAUCGUUUCCGUUCGGGGAAAUUCCACCGGCUGCGGGGUUAGGGGAAGUUGUGAAGCUGUUUGUUAGGUAUUUGGGUUUGAGCACUUUAGCAGCGUCUUGUGAGAAUGGAGAUUUUGGUUAUAGUUACAAUUCUAGUCCUAGAUGGAGAAGUUUAGAGGUUUCGAAGAAUAAGGAUUUAGGUUAUGGCUGUUGGAAUCAGUGUUUGCAGAGGCCUUUGUAUAGGUUUUUGCUGAGGACAUUGUUGUUUUGUCCGAUGGCAGCUUCAGUUAAGAAUGUUUCUCAGGUGUUUUAUGUUUGGAUUAGUUAUUUGGAGCCUUGGAGUAUUAAGGGUGAUGAGUUUUCAGAGCUUGAUGCAAUGAACGGUGAAAAAAUGGAAAAUGCUGUGUCUGAAAUUGGAAGUGGUGGUGGUGGUGCAUAUUCGCCGCGUUGGGUGGAUUAUGUUCUAUCUAAUUAUCUGUAUUAUACUUCACUGGUUAUGCAUUUUAUUGGAUUUGCUCACAGGUUUCUUCAUAGUGAUGUUGAAACUGUAGUUCAGAUGGUGCUCAAGGUGUUGGACACUUUGACAUCAUCCAAAGAGCUCAUUGACCUUUUGAAGAAUGUAGAUGCCCUUUUCCAUUCUAAACAGGCUGGCUCAGGCAAACCAAUGUUGAAUAACUUGUACAGAUUUGUUCCAAUCAUCCGUGAACAGUUGCAGGACUGGGAGGAUGGUUUAUGUGAGACUGAUGUUGAUGGCUCAUUCUUGCAUGAUAAUUGGAACAAAGAUUUGCGUCUGUUUGCUGAUGGGGAGGAUGGUGGACAACAGCUCCUUCAGUUAUUUAUACUGCGUGCUGAAGCCGAGUUACAAGCUGCAUCUGGUGAUAAUGUUACACCAAGCCUUCAAUGCAUAGAUUCAUUGAAGUCAAAAUUAGGGUGUUUAUUUGAUGGGCAGACUAUAAAGCCAUCGUCAACCUCCCCAGAACCAAUGCAGCAUCAACAAUCCCGUGAUGAGAUAUUCAACCCUAGAAGGGUUGGCAAUUGUGUGCGUGUGGAUGUUAAAUACAAAGGUGAUUGGAUGAAGCGUCCCAUAUCCAGCGAUGAGAUUGCAUGGCUUGCAAAAGUGCUUGUUUGGUUGUCUGAUUGGUUGAAUGAGAAUCUUGGAUUAAAUCAAACAGAGCACACUCUUGGAUUAAAUCAAACAGAGACCAGUAAGUCAAGCUCUACUUGUUCCUAUGUGGAAGUGUCCACUGAUGUUGCCGAUAUAUGUGGACCUUCGGAGACCCUGAAGGCUUUUCUCUGUACAAUCUGUUCUUGGUUUCUCUUCUUGGGUGCUGCUUUUGUGGGUUUCAUGCGGAAAUAUGGUUUGAGGGUGAAUCUAAGGAUACUUGCCUCUAAGAAGGUUGUAUUGUUUUUUGUUUUAUAUGCUGUUUUCCUCUUACUGAGGAAAUUUGUUCGAUCAAUCCUUAGCAUGUAGGAAGUAUACAUCAAAUAUAUACUUAGUAUAUAAAGAAAUGUAGAAAGUACAGCGAAUUUUGUUACUUCGAAGUUAUUGAGUAAAUUUUACAACUGGUUUUGCA
Molecule: messenger RNA, 2566 nt
Organism: Medicago truncatula (barrel medic)
Lineage: Eukaryota; Viridiplantae; Streptophyta; Magnoliopsida; Fabales; Fabaceae
Exons: 4
Coding region: 133-2463 (776 amino acids)
Source: RefSeq, a predicted model, not a curated record